AGAUCACGUAAAAUGCAAAAGAGAAUGGAUCGUCGUAACUCAGAUUUAUUGUGAGGAGUAACUACCAUCCCCCAACUCCUCUUCCUCCUCCACGGUUUGCCUCACUGACUGCGAUUUCAAUACAUGCCGACCAAGCCGACGACGUUGCCGGAGACGGAGACGACGGCCAGUCGAGAUGACGCAGACCAAGCAACCCGCAGGGGGGUCGACCACCUCGAACUCGGAGUUUGUGGCCCCCGUCACCUCCACGAGUGCCUCAAAGUUCGCACCCUGCUCCACCUCCGCCCACGAUGUCUCUAAUAACUUCCAGCUGAAGAAGAAGAGCUACCGGGUCCUGCUCCAUGGGCAGCAGUUGGUGUGGGAGCGUCUGCAGAAGCUUAAGCAGCCAUCUCGGAGCAACGAGACUAAGGCUCCUUUGCCACCAGACUCGCCCCCUCAGGCUGGAGCGAUCUCCUCCUAUGGGCCGCAAAGUCAUGUGCUUCACCUGGACGAUGUGGUCAGCAUAAGGAGCGGGGACACCAAGGUGAGCUCCCUGAAGCCUCCAUCACCUCCGGGAUCGGAACGCAGUUCCAGAUGCAGUGGUGAAGUUGCGCCUGGUAAGCCCAGCAGUCAGUACCUGACCAUUAACUAUGCCAUGCGAUUGAGCAAAUCCCAAACGGAUUGCAAUCGCUGGGAACUGAGGAGGCUCACCUUCUUCAACUCAGAUCCCUACAUAGUGAGGCAGUGGGAUCAGGAGCUGCAAAUGCGUCUGCAGGGCUCCUCACCUGCCAGGAUGCGAGUGCGUCGUCUUUUGGUUUUUAUCAACCCAUAUGGCGGUCGCAAAGCGGGAUCUCAGACCUACGAACGCCAUGUGAAGCCCAUUUUCCAGCUCGCUGGUGUGGAUGCCACCUGCAUCACCACCCAAAGAGCAAACCAGGUGAAAGACAUUCUCCUGAGCCACGACCUGGGAGUGUACGAUGCGGUUUGCUGCGUCGGAGGCGAUGGAACCGUGGCUGAGGUGAUCAACGGACUGAUAUUCCGGCAGAUGAGGGAGCUGGGACUGGACGAGCAGCGGCCGCCAUACAUUCCAAGACCGGCUCUGCCAGUGGGCGUAAUCCCUGCUGGCAGCACCGAUACCAUAGCUUAUAGUAUGCAUGGCACGGCGGACGUGAGGACAGCAGCCAUCCAUGUGAUACUGGGUCAGCACCGCGGCCUGGACGUGUGCAGUGUCAGCAAUGGACAGUCGCUGAUCAGGUUUUGUGCCAGCGUCCUGAGCUACGGCUACCUGGGGGAUGUGGCCGCCCAGAGCGAGAACUACCGCUGGAUGGGGCCGCGGCGUUACGAGUACAGUGGCGUCAAGGCCUUCCUAAGCAAUCGUGGCUACGACGCCGAGCUCAGGAUGCUGGAGGAGCCGGAUCUCCUGCUAAUGACGCCGCAGGUGGAGGUUCCGCAGAGUCCGGAUAGCGUGUGCUCGCUGGGCGAGUCGGUGCCCUCCGUCUGCUAUGCCAAUUGCCAGCGCUGCAGCUUCGCCAGCAGCAUUCACGAACAGCGAUCUUCUCUGUUCACCCAUGAGGAAUCCAGAGAGCCGGAGCGCCCUCAGCCGGAGGAAGCAGAGGAUUCCCAACUAGCCCCCAGUGAGUCUGCUCUGCUGAGGCCGCGCCCACGUCCAGGGAACCUUCAGCUGCCCACUGGCUCCAUUUCAUCAAUGAGGAACCUCGGCAACGAGCAGUGGAAGGUGGUGCGGGGCAACUUCUUCAUGAUCUGCGGGGCGAACAUCACCUGCGCCUGCGCCAGGAGUCCGAAUGGCAUCUCCCGCUACAGUCACCUGGGCGAUGGCUGCCUGGAUCUGAUUCUGGUGAGGAAGACCUCGCUGCUCAACAACGUGCGCUUUCUGCUUAACACAGCUGGCAGGAGCGGUGAUAUUCGCAAUCUGCCGUUUGUGGAGGUCUUUCGCACCAGAGAGUUUCAGUUCAGAACCUUUUCUGGCGCUGGCGAGGAGGAUUACAGCAUAGCAGGCUCUUGCCAACCGAUUUCCCCGCCAGGAGAGCUGGCCAACUCCUCCACCAACACAGAGUUUUCAAGCUGGAACUGCGACGGCGAAGUGGUCACCGACCUGGACAUAACCAUGAGAUCGCACUGUCAGCUCAUCGAGGUGUUCAUGCGGGGUCCUCAUUCCUAUAGCAAGCCCCUCAAGGUCGGCAACACGCCCACAACCCCAGCUAGCUCCAGCGACAAUGUCUACUGCUGUUGCAAGGACUAGAAGCUUUAACCACAUAGAAUUAGCAUCAAGCAUUGGCCGUGACAAGUAGCUCGUAGUCUUGCGUAGGGUAUCCUUAUUCGUAUUCGUACCGUGUUAAAGAGCGGGUCUCCCCCUUAUUGUUUUUAGCGUAGCUCAAUAAAGCAACUGAUAUUAUCGACUGUAUUAUGGCAUCUGAAAGAUGCGAAAGCGCACCGAAACAUUCCCCUCGGAAAGCAUGCAUUAUUCACAUACCCAUAUAUAUUUACAUAAUGUGUACUGGUAUACUGGCAAUAAAAAAUGUUUAUAUAUGUAUUUAA
Drosophila gunungcola (fruit fly) is the source of this 2535-nucleotide messenger RNA. Its product is annotated as ceramide kinase. The record is from RefSeq and is a predicted model, not a curated record. NCBI's taxonomy places the organism in Eukaryota, Metazoa, Arthropoda, Insecta, Diptera, Drosophilidae. Gene Ontology annotation, molecular function: kinase activity.